AUGGGGAGAAACAGAGGGAUAGUUCUAAUUUUGCAGACUCGCAAGGUGAACUUGUCAUUGAAGUCAUUGCAAUCAGCUCUAAAACGGUUGAGGCCAAAAGGGGGCCAACUUUCUAUGCUUCGUGUGGUGCAUCGCUAUUUCUAUCCUUAA
Messenger RNA from Chondrus crispus (carragheen), 150 nucleotides. RefSeq lists its product as hypothetical. The coding region runs from base 1 to 150 and encodes 49 amino acids. Lineage: Eukaryota; Rhodophyta; Florideophyceae; Gigartinales; Gigartinaceae. The record is from RefSeq and is a predicted model, not a curated record. The transcript has a single exon.